CGUGUCAUUCUAUAAGCGAAAUGUCAGUUUGACAGAUAUGUGUAGAUGUUGAUAAAAAUGUUGGUUCCCAGAUUUUAAAAGAAAAGAUUUGUGUAUUGUAAUAAUUAAAUCAAUUGAUAUAAUUUACUAAUGAAUGAGAAGCUAUUCGCGAUCUAAAAUGACGACCUUACGAGAACGACAGUUAAAUGCUCUAAAGCAAAUGCUCAAUUUAAACCAGCCGCUAACUAAAAACACGGCAAACGAGCCAGUUUGGAAAGUACUGAUAUACGACAGAGUUGGCCAAGAUAUUAUUUCUCCACUAGUAUCAAUAAAAGAGCUUCGAGAGUUAGGCGUGACUCUACAUGUACAACUGCAUUCAGACCGCGAUCCAAUACCUGAAGUGCCAGCGGUAUACUUCUGUGCGCCUACUGAGGAAAAUCUUGGCCGUAUAUGUCAAGAUCUUGACAAUGGAGUGUAUGAUCAAUACCACCUCAACUUUGUAUCACCUAUCACAAGACAGAAACUUGAAGAUUUGGCUGCAUCAGCCAUACAGUCCAACUCAGCUGUCAACAUUCACAAAGUUUUUGAUCAAUACUUGAACUUCAUUUGCUUGGAAGAUGACCUUUUUAUUAUGAAACACCAGCAGUCUGAUUCAUUGUCUUAUUAUGCUAUCAACAAAGGUGACACAAAAGACACAGAAAUGGAAGCCAUCAUGGACAAUAUUGUUGAGAGCUUAUUUUCAGUAUUUGUUACAUUAGGUAAUGUCCCAAUAAUAAGAAGCAGUAAAGGCAAUGCUGCAGAGAUGGUAGCGAAAAAGUUGGAUAAAAAAUUACGUGAAAACCUUUGGGAUGCCAGGAACAACCUUUUCCAUGGCAACACUGGACAAACUGCAUCUUUUAGUUUCACAAGACCUAUGCUCAUAUUAUUGGACAGGAACAUUGAUAUGGCCACACCAUUGCAUCACACUUGGACAUAUCAAGCUUUGGCGCAUGACGUACUGGAUCUUUCGUUAAAUAGAGCAGUAGUGCCGGAAAAUACCGGUGUUGUAGUACCAGGUCAAAAAACUAAAACAAGGAUAUGUGAUUUAGAUUCUAAAGACCCUCUUUGGUUGGAACACAAAGGCAGUCCGUUUCCGACCGUCGCCGAAGCUAUUCAAGAGGACCUUGAUAAAUAUAGGAGUUCAGAAGCUGAAGUGAAGAAGUUAAAGAGCUCUAUGGGUCUGGACGCAGACAGUGAUUUGGCUCUGAGCAUGGUGAGCGACAACACGCAGCGACUGACCAACGCGGUCAAUUCCUUGCCACAACUCAUGGAGAAGAAACGGCUUAUAGAUAUGCAUACCACUAUCGCCACCGCAAUCUUAAACGCCAUCAAAUCCAGGCGUUUGGAUUCGUUCUUCGAGUUAGAAGAGAAGAUAAUGAGCAAGAGCAGCAGUGUAGAGAGCAAAGCUGUUAUGGAUCUCAUUACCGACCCCACUGCGGGCACGCCGGAGGACAAAAUGCGCCUGUUCAUUAUAUAUUAUCUGUGCACCGGUCAAAUACCCGAGGAGGAAUAUAAGAAGUUCGAAGCGGCACUGUCCACAGCAGAAUGUGAUAUAAAAGCUAUGUCUUACAUGAAGCGGUGGAAAGGUUUCACUAAAAUGUCUAAUCAAUACGAGGGCGGAGGCACAAAGACUGUGUCGAUGUUUUCUAAACUCGUUUCUCAGGGAUCGUCAUUUGUCAUGGAAGGUGUUAAAAAUUUAGUUGUAAAGAAACAUAAGCUGCCGGUGAGCCGCGCGGUGGAGGGCGCGCUGGCGGGCGGGUGGGGCGGCGGCGGCGAGGCGGGCGCGGAGCUCACGUGGCUCGACCCGCGCGCCGCGCGCACGGACAGCGCGGCGCGUGCGCGCGCCACGCGCCACCCGCCGCCCACCGACGCCGUCGUCUUCCUCGUCGGCGGCGGCAACUACAUCGAGUACCACAACCUCAUCGACUUCGCAAAGCAACAGGCGACCGGCGGCACGAUGAGAAAAAUUAUCUACGGCGCCACCACUCUGCCGAACGCAUCACAGUUUCUGAAACAACUGUCACUCCUCGGAGAAGAAAUUCAAUAAUCAUUCCUACUGACGGAUGUCUAUCGGGUUGUUAAGCCAAUGAAACAUGUCUCUCAACAAGUUGGCAUUUUAUUUACAAUGACAUUGAAAAUAUAGCUAACAUCUAGUAAUCUA
Molecule: messenger RNA, 2179 nt
Organism: Manduca sexta (tobacco hornworm)
Lineage: Eukaryota; Metazoa; Arthropoda; Insecta; Lepidoptera; Sphingidae
Gene: Slh
Product: protein sly1 homolog
Exons: 11
Coding region: 134-2065 (643 amino acids)
Biological process (GO): endoplasmic reticulum to Golgi vesicle-mediated transport; intracellular protein transport
Cellular component (GO): cytosol; Golgi membrane
Molecular function (GO): syntaxin binding
Source: RefSeq, a predicted model, not a curated record